Molecule: messenger RNA, 2211 nt
Organism: Nematostella vectensis (starlet sea anemone)
Lineage: Eukaryota; Metazoa; Cnidaria; Anthozoa; Actiniaria; Edwardsiidae
Product: monocarboxylate transporter 10-like
Exons: 4
Coding region: 37-1884 (615 amino acids)
Biological process (GO): transmembrane transport
Molecular function (GO): monocarboxylic acid transmembrane transporter activity
Source: RefSeq, a predicted model, not a curated record
UUUAGCUUCUUCUUCUUUUUGCUUCUCCGUUAGAAAAUGAAUGUCGCAAUAAUACAGAUGUUCCAGUCUGUGAAGCAACCAAAUUCAAGAUGGUCUUGGCUGGUGUGUUUCGCUUCCUUUUGCGUACACUUUCUCGGCGGAGGAGUAAAGAAUUCUUUUGGAACGAUGUUUUUGGCUCUCCUUAGAGAAUUUAAACGAAGCGAACUAGAAACAGCAUGGGUUGGCUCCUUUGCCAUUGGCAUGACCUACUUCUGUGGCCCUGUGUCUGCUGCUCUGUGUGAGCGGUUUGGCUGCCGUAUUAUAGCAUGUGUAGGCUGCCUUCUAUUCAUGACGGCAUCACUCAUAACAUCAUAUAUGUCAAGCAUUAUUCCCAUGUACUUCACGUUUGGGUUUAUGGGUGGAUUUGGCUUCAGUUUUAUGUAUUUCUCCUCUCUAUUUGUACUCAUGCAAUACUUCACUGAUAAACUAUCACUUGCGAAUGGAGUUGUCUUGGCUGGUUCAGGGUGUGGCUCCAUGGCCUUCAGCCUUCUUUUAGGCAAGAUGUGUUCACUAUAUGGUGUACAUGCCGGAUUCAAGACUAUGGCUGUAGCGGGUGUCAUUGGGGUUCUGGCAAGCUCGGUGUACCACCCUACAGUGAGUGAUGAUGAAGGGGAGCUCCUAGUUGAGGGUAUUGAUAAGGAUCACGAGCGCAUACCCUUUAGACUGAGAUGUUAUGAUGCUGUCAAGCCUGGGCUUCAUUGGCAAAACAAGGCAUUCCUAUUGUGGACUGUUAGCCUUGGUCUGGUGUUUUUUGCUGUCUUUAUUCCAUACCUGUAUUUGGUCCAGAUUGCCAAGCUCAGAGGGAUCCCCCCGUCUCAGGGUAGUCUCAUGGUUGGCCUUAUGUGUAUCAGUGGGACUGUUGGCAAAAUCGUGUUUGGGAGGCUUGCUGAUGUGCGCUGGGUGAACCGGCUUUAUUUGCUCCAAGCCUCUCUAGUUGUCAUCGCUAUUGGAGCCUUCGUCUUCCCGUUCUUGCGCUCAUACCCAGGCCUGCUCACCUAUGCUUUGCUCCAUGGGUUCAUAGAUAGCGGAUCUGGAGUCAUGUUUGGGCUCAUAACUAGGGAUAUUGUCGGCAAAGAAAUGAUGGCUGCCGCGCUUGGUAGUAUGUAUGGGGUGGUUGCGAUACCAUUGACUGCUGGGCCUCCUGUGGCAGGGCUGAUGUAUGAAAGCCUCGGCUCGUAUAACGCCGUCUAUUAUCUGGCCGCGGCUUUGACCUUGACUGGUGCCGCCCUUAUGACCUUUAUCCCGCGACUUUCACGUGCCCAUCGCGCGAGGCUCGAGAAGUUACUCCUCACCUACGACGAUCCUUCCGAGACGGCAUUGAUUGUUGACGAUCAGAAGCUCGCCGAGCUGCUCGGGUUCAACUCGCCGGGAGAGAUGAUGCUCUCGAAAAUCCGGGCAAGGCUCGACUCGGUUACAGAGUCGGUGAUCUCGCGUCGAUCUUCCAGCUUCGUGGGAAUAUUCGGAAUUGUCGGUGGCGAUAAUUAUCGCGAUGUGUCUUCGUACAACAGUCGGCUUGACCCGGAUACCCUCAGUGCUAUUGAUGUGUCUGUUUUAGGAACCAGGCGAUCGUCUCGUCAGGGAUCGAUGCUGUCUCGGCAUAGUUCGAUUCUUGGGCGGCAUGGAUCAAUAUUAUCUCGAACGCAUUCGGAGAUGGGUCGGCCAGGAUCGAUGAUAUCUCGGCAAAGCUCGUUACGGGGAACUCCCUCGCCUGAGCAUGUACCGCUUACUACUGCCCUAGAACCAAUAGAAGAGGUUCAAGCCGAUGUGAGUGCCAAGCCAGCGGAUACCCCGAUGAGGGUGUCCAGUCUUCCAACGGUCACUGAAGAAGAAUCCGUUCUAACUUAAAAUAAUGAUGACGAGUAUUUAUCGCAGGCUCAGCUCCAUGAGUAGAUGACAAAGUUCACGGCGCGGGGAGCAGGCCCAGGCCAUUGUUAAACAAAGUUUAAGGUGAUAGCCAAAUUCGUUGUUGCGCGACCUCGGUGAAUACAAAAUCCUUGUCUGGCUUUGGCUUGGGAAUAGCGCUGGCGGGAAUAGGACGUGUUUUAUUUAUUUAUUUAUUUAUUUUUAUGAUAAUUGUUUAUUGAUUCUCAAGUGAGGUGAGUAUUUUACAAGACUAAUGUUUUUUACAUGAUUACAGAAAUGUAUUAAAUUAAAUAAAUACAGUGUUCACUA